AUGCCUUCUCUUCUCGAGGAUAACUGGAUCAAUGAUCAAAACCUUACCGCCCCGAUAACCCAGCUCGAAGAUACUUCCAUUGCCGUCGAUGCAUCCUACUAUCUCCAGCAGUUUCUCGAUUUUCCUCCGACCCACGAGCCCCUACUGCCUGCACUUGGUGGACUGACUGGUAUUGAGACACACAUCGAGGCCGAUCUUGACUCUUGGAAACAGAACAAUACAACGCCCUUCUUCAUCUUCAAUGGUCAGCCGGUCGAGGGCCAAGAUGCAGUGACGGUCCAGCGCGGAAAGACCGCCAUAGCCAAGACAGACGAGGCCUGGAACCUGUACUUUAGGGGCGAAGCGAACCAGGCUGUAUCGACCUUUGGCCAAGACAGACGAGCAUUCCCAAUCUCGAAUCUAUUCCCACUUCUGCAGCGUCUCUUGAAGAAGAGGGGCCUGCACUUCUUGGUCCCGCCUUUCAAUGCCUCGGCACAGCUCGCCUACUUUGAUAUGUUCGACUCGGAACAGUGCUCAGGUAUCCUGGGUUCGCAAGAACUGCUACUGUACCCGAUCAAGGACUACAUCAUCAAGUCUAUCGACUGGGAGGCUGGCUCAGUCAAGCUCACCUCAAAGAAACUGUUGACUCAGAGACUCAGCUGCAGCGAGUCUAUGCUCAUCGAUGCGCUGUUGAUGAUUGGCAACUCAUUCCUUCCCCCAUUUCCCCCACUACUCGAGAUCAGCGCACUGUACAGUGUCAACGAUGCUGCCAACAUGCUACGCACGGCUGAGAAAUCAGUCGCUAAUCUCUGCGGAUCUUUCAAUGAUGUUCUCAAGAGAACAGACCCGACUUGGCUGACCAAGUAUCGCAAAGCUCGAAUGAUGAUUGAGCAUUUCAUUGCCAUCGACGAAAACGGUUCCGUCCGGGUACACAACUUCGAUACGCUCACUCAGGACAAUUACGAAUAUCUCGGCUAUCAAUUGCCCGCCGAGCUCUUUCACUAUCUCAACACUGGCUUGAUUAGCGCUCGUUUGCCAGGCUGGAUCACGCACGGCCAAAUUAUGAUUCCUCCUACAUUGGAUGGAGUAACGUCUGAAGAGUAUAAGAAGCUAGUCACGACACAACUCAUUCAUGUGCGAGAGCAGACAUUGCGCCUCGUGCUCCCGCGUUUGAACAGAGGAAUCUCGUUUAAGCCAAUCUUCAUGAAGGUCUGGUACAAUGACAAAUACUCUCACACGAUCGAGCCGACUCGCAGCGUGAGCAAUCGUAUCCUGGAUCAAGUGAAAACCUGGAGUGUCAAUGAUGCCACUAUCAAGCAGUCUUUCCCGGACGCGGAGCAUGGCUCUAUUCGAUUUGAGCUCAAUGCCCUCAAGAAUGACAACUUUAUCAAGGAUACAGUGGCCAAGGAGAAGAAGGCAAGCAUCGAGUCUGCAGACUUGAUUACGUCAUUGACUAUCUGGCGUUUUCUACACAUUCGUGGCUAUGUAGACGAUGACCAUCAGCUCACUGCCUGGGGUGAGGCUCUGGUAGCGUCUUUGGACGCCUUGGCACCAACCAUCAAGGAAAAUCCCGACGACGGCCUUGCCGACUCGGUUCUUCUGGCAUUUGAGCUCUUGCGUUACGAACUGCUCAACACGCGCAACCAGCAUUCGGAGCUUAAUGGGCUCCCAAUGAACGGUAGCGAGGAGGACAAAGCAAGUCUACUUUUGAUCAGUAGAUGCGCAAUCCUGCUGAAGUUGCACCACGAGGCUAAUGGCUACACUGGCCCGCUGAGCAAGAACUUUUUGCACUAUCGAACAUUGAGUUCCUCGAUCCGAGAAGCAAACCGUGACCUGAUCGAAGGCAUCGUGACGUCAAUGUUGCUCUAUGCGGAGAGUCAGAAGGAGCGUGAAGAUUACUUGGAGAUCAGCCAACGGCUUCCAUUCCUGAUGGACAACGAUGUAGGUCUUGGCAUUGCUGUCAAGACAUAUCUCGACGAUGUCCACCCGUCGGAGUCGGCAGACCUCAGGCAGAAGAAACUGGAUGAGUUUCCUUCGAAGUAUGUGCCCUUUGCCACGAAUUUCUUCAAAGACUUGCAAGUGUCUUUCGCAUUCUUUGAUGCCCUGCAUGCCGGUAUCAAGACGCUCGGCGACAGCCAGGCAUCGAUUGAUCAAAAAGUAUGGGCACGAGCGGCCGAGUAUCUUCAAGCCCGGCGUUAA
Molecule: messenger RNA, 2178 nt
Organism: Pestalotiopsis fici W106-1
Lineage: Eukaryota; Fungi; Ascomycota; Sordariomycetes; Amphisphaeriales; Sporocadaceae
Exons: 5
Coding region: 1-2178 (725 amino acids)
Source: RefSeq, a predicted model, not a curated record